CUGUAUUUUUGGAUACAGCGUCGGGGUCUGGUUAGCCUUGUUGGGAGUGCUGGAACAUUAACCGAGCUCGGUGGAGAAAAGAGGGGAGACAGGGAGAGGGGAGAGCCAUGAAAGACCACUGGCUCACCAAUUCGACUCAAUGGUACUCACCUUGAAAUUAAAAACCAUGUAACUAAAGAAAAGUAACUCCCUCUCCCUAGUCAAAUCCGCUCUUUACCGGAGGUUCAUUACUUAAUGUGGAAUACCUGUGGAUUUUUCUUUUCUGUAAAAAAACAAACAAACAAACAAAUAAACAAGAAUCCGGAUAAAACAGAACAGCUGUCAACAGAUGAUGCGCGCCAGCGACUAGACGCACCGACGAUGACCGAAGUUAAAGAACAAGAUUUCCCCUUGGCGGAAAUACACGUUUUAACAAUUUAACGUCACUUUGGAAAAGUUCACACUCUCAGUCCAAAAUUGAAGAAUUUGUUCCCUCUCCUUUUUCAUUCAAGAAGGAUGAGUGGAGGUCGCUUUGAGUUCGAUGACGGCGGCGCGUACUGCGGCGGCUGGGAGGGAGGCAAAGCGCACGGACACGGCAUCUGCACUGGACCGAAGGGUCAAGGCGAGUUCUCCGGUUCAUGGAAUUACGGUUUCGAGGUGGUCGGGGUGUACACCUGGCCCAGCGGGAACACGUACGAGGGCUACUGGUCUCACGGCAAGCGCCAUGGCCUGGGCAUUGAAACCAAAGGCCACUGGGUGUAUAAGGGCGAGUGGACGCAUGGCUUCAAAGGCAGGUACGGCACGCGCACGAGCCUCAGCAGCGGCGCCAAAUACGAGGGCACGUGGAAUAACGGCCUGCAGGACGGCUACGGCACCGAGACCUACGCGGAUGGCGGCACCUUCCAAGGCCAAUUUACGGGUGGAAUGCGACAUGGCUAUGGUGUGCGUCAGAGCGUUCCAUAUGGCAUGGCCGCUGUGGUGCGCUCUCCUUUGCGCAACUCCCUAACCUCACUGCGUAGCGAGCACAGCAAUGGCACGCUGCUACAGCAGGAUGUUCCCAUUAUCACCACCACAAACGCAUUAGGCCAGGAGACUGUUGUCACCUCGUCUAAGCCUAUGGGGCCUUCACGUGGUGGCUUUGCUCUCAGCCUACAUGGUGACCCUGAACUUGCCAAGCCAAAGAAGCGGGGCCUUUUCCGUCGCGGCUCACUGCUGGGCAAGCUAACCAAGUCAGAAUCUCGCACAUCCCUCUCCAGCCAGAAGAGUAAGAUCAGCUUCCUGCGCAGUGAAUCAGGUCUCAGUUCAGCGACUAGUGAUGCCAACUCUACCAUCAGCAUGGGUGACAGUGAAGCAGAAGGUGAGGGCCACGAGUUCCCACCUGUCGAGGCUGACAUUGACGCCACCACCACAGAGGUUUACAUGGGCGAGUGGAAGAAUGACAAGCGCUCAGGCUACGGCAUCAGCGAGCGCUCCAGUGGCCUCAAGUACGAGGGUGAGUGGCUGGACAACCAGCGGCAUGGCUAUGGCUGCACUACAUUUGCUGAGGGCGGUAAAGAGGAGGGCAAGUACGUACACAACGUGCUAGUGAAAGCUGUGAGGAAGAAGGUGAUUCAACUGAAGGGCACCAAGGUGAAGCAAAAAGUGGAAAGGAGUGUCGAAGGAGCGCAGAGGGCCGCUGCCAUUGCCAAACAAAAAGCAGAAAUUGCCAAUUCAAGAGCUUCCCAUGCCAGGAGUAAAGGCGAGGCUGCCGAACAGGCCGCUCAAGCUUCCAACAACGAGUCCAGCAUUGCACGUGUAGUGGCCAGAGAACUCUCACCUUCAUUUUAUCAGCCAGGUCCAGAAUACCUAAAGAAGCGAGCACUACAAGAAAUUGCUGAGAGCAAUGAGAAUGCUGACACAGGCAUGCAUGAGUCACUGCUGGCAGAGGAGAUGAUGCCUCCAGAGAGCCCCUUUCUGCACGAAAUGGAGAGCCUGAAGCCCAACAUCAGCCCAGCACGCACACCAUCACCUGAAACUGCCAGCUCUGCUGCCUUAGAUCCUAACCUCCUUGGUCCUGGUAGCUGGAAUGGAGACAGAAGCAAUCGAGGUGGUGGUAGCGGCAGCCGAGGGGGAAGCCGCUCAGGGAGCAGGCAGAGCAGUCGUCCUUCAACUCCUUCAGCGCCAAGCACAGAGGAGCCUGGUGUCACGAAGGGUCCAUCCCGAUCCAACAGCCGCCAAAACACCAAAGCUGAGCAGGGCUCUGAUCUUGAGAUUAAGCCUCUACAGAAGAUGGACUUAGAGUCCAAAGCAGCAGAACCUGCUUCAGCUCCAGUAAGGACCAGCCUCAUCUCCUCUACUGAUGAAGAAGAACCACCUCCUCCUGCCUCCAAAUUGUCCUCUAAAGCAGUGCCUCCAGAACACAAAGCUCCUGAGCAGAGAGCUGAGGGCAGGGAACCUGCACCAGAGCACCCAGCGUCAGUGACAGAGAGUAAGCAGGAGGUCAAGGAAGACACAAAAGUGGCUAACAGAGUUGAAGCUAAGCAAUCUAUUAAACGAGAGCCUAGUCCGGCUCCAAGACGAGAACCAAGCCCGGUUCCAAAACGAGAACCAAGCCCGGCUCCGAGACGAGAACCAAGCCCGGCUCCGAGACGAGAACCUAGCCCAGCUCCGAGACGAGAACCAAGCCCGGCUCCGAGACGAGAACCAAGCCCGGCUGCAAGACGAGAACCAGGCCUGGCUGCAAGACGAGAGCGUAGCCCUGCUCCUAAGCAGGAACGUAGCCUGGCUCCAAGACGAGAACCAAGCCCAGCUCCAAGACGAGACCCUAGCCCGGCUCAGAGAAAAGAAUCUAGCCCGACUUCUAGAAGAGAUCCUAGCCCAGCUCCUAAAGCUGUGCCUAAGCCUGAACCCAAAGUUGUGCCUAAACCAGAGCCUAAAGCUAUUAUCAAACCAGUUACUAAGCCUGCUCCCAAGGUGGAACCCAAAGCUGAGCUGAGACAGAGGGCUUUGGUGAAAUCCCCUGAUGAAGUGACUGAAAUCACAGCACCAGAAGAGGGGCCAAAUACGGUUAUGAUCUGCAUGGUCAUUCUGCUUAAUAUUGGACUGGCCAUUGUUUUUGUUCACAUCCUAUCCUGAUGAAAAGAUGGCCAAGAACAUCUAUACUGAAGAAAGAAGAGAGAGGAGCUGUGAUGGAUGCCACAUGCUCUCCCUUGAGGCUUCACUGAUGUGAUUCAGUCUCAAUAAAGCCCUCUCGAGCCACCUGAAGGACAGUUACUAUGUGUAGUUGGAUUGAAGGAUGACAUACAGUUUCUGUGUCUGACUGCUGGAGAGAGCUUUGCUGUCACAUGAUGGAAAGCGUUUAUCUGUAUUGUGCUGCUUUAAAGAAUGAUUCUUCCCAAAUUAACAGUGCCACUUACUUAAAAGGGCGAAUAUAUUUUAUGCAAAUCGAGUUUUGAUAUCAAGCUUACGGUUUACUACUGAUUAUCAUUCAAAGCCAUAGUUUUUGAUCAGUCUGAGAUCACUGAAUUUGAAGAAGGAAAAAGAGCUGGUGAACAAAAUUGUUUUGUGCUUGUUAACAUCUGACAAAAUGUUUUGAAACUACUGUAUAAGAUGUCUUAAAGUCUCAUAAUAAGGCCUUUUCCUUCAGUUUUCUAGCAUAUAUAUGACAUACAUACAAACUUUGUUCAAGCCUCAUGGUAAAAAAAAAAUCAAUCUGCAACAAAGCCUAUUAACAUAUAAGUCUAAGUUUAAGAAAAAAACAAAGGUCAAGAAUUUCAGUUCACAUGAUGAAGAUGGAAUAGCUGUAAGUGUGUCGUAUGGUUUUGUCUGAUUUUCCUGAGAAAGUUUCUUAUAUUCUUUCUGAAUAUAAAAUCCCACUUCCAUCCAUUACAGUGCCUGAAAUUGUAGGAAAAUUAGCAAAAGCUGAGUUGUUUAGGCUCAAGAAACAUUGUACUGUGAACAUGUUUGGGCUUGCAUACUUAAUUUUUAAAGUGGCAACAUUUAAAUACUCAAACAAAUCUGAUUUUGUAUGCAUGUAUGGUAAGGGUUUUUCUACCUUUCUAAAAUUGUGAUGUUACAUUAUUAGCAAUAUGUGCAUUUGCAAAUAUUGAGGAAUUGCCAUAGAACAGGGGUGACCAAUCAGGAAAGGGCUAGCAUGGCUACAGGGUUUCAUUUCCAGCCAGUGAGGAUCUAUACCUGAUUCCACUUGUUAAAUCAACUGAUUGCGGCCUUGGUUAGUUGGCAUUAAAACCCACACACUGGUCCUUUGUACAUAAGAUAUGCCACCUCAUGCCUUAGAAAAUUGCGAACAUACAUUUUCAUUUAAUGUCCCCCUUUUAGAAAAUGACCUCAAACUAUGCAAUGAAGAAUUGGCUUGGAAUCAAACUCUAGAUUGUUGUUAAA
Hemibagrus wyckioides is the source of this 4359-nucleotide messenger RNA. It is a transcript of the gene jph2, whose product is annotated as junctophilin 2. The transcript is spliced from 6 exons. Bases 496 to 3093 code for a protein of 865 amino acids. The record is from RefSeq and is a predicted model, not a curated record. Lineage: Eukaryota; Metazoa; Chordata; Actinopteri; Siluriformes; Bagridae. Gene Ontology annotation, cellular component: plasma membrane; sarcoplasmic reticulum; endoplasmic reticulum membrane.